UCCGAGUUGAAAAACCCAGAAGUGUAGAAGCAACACCCAAGCUGUUGUUAUUGUUGACCUGAAGAUCAGCUUCUUGUUUACAGGUGUUGACGCGGAGGAUAGGAAGGGUUUGCUGGUGGUGGAGGAUUGGAAUGUUGAAAGUGGGUGGACGGGUGAGUUUAGAAGGCGAGAGGGAGGAGAGCGAUGACUUUCGCAGGGUGUUCGGCGGGCGGUGACUGACAGUAGUGAACUGCCAGUGUCGCAGAGGGCGUAGUAGCGGUCCACGAGGGUGGAUAUUUUGCUGGGGGACUGGGAGGGAAGACCGGACAGAGGAUGCAGUCAGAGUUGGGCGGUCGGUUCGGUCAGUGACAGGAAAUGCUGUGUGUGACCAGCCAAGUUGUCCAAGAAGUGCCAAAAAGGCCAGGUUCCAGGGGGGAGCUUCAAAGUCUGAUCGAGCGCUUGGAGGAACUUGAAGAGCCUGAGGAGCCUGUGUGGCCCCCGGGAGAGGAUCCCAGCGAAGAGGAACAGGAGACAAGGGGCGCGUGCGUUGCAGUAGUGAGUCCGGCGCCUAGCAGUAGUUCAGCAGCUGCUGUGUAAUGCCGUCGGCUGGUGAGGCGAAGUGGAGAGGAAUGGCUGCGUUCUCAGGGCGUUUUCAGGGAGGCGAAGGGUGGGCGGCAGAGGCGGGUGACAGGCGGAGUCAAAACAAACAAACAACCCGAGUUGAUCGAGAAGAAAAGCAGAGCUGAAGAAUGGUGAGCAGACGGAUAAAAGUUGAGGUGUUGAAGAGAAGAGAGAAGAGAGGAUGAGUAGUUGUAUCAGUUGUAGGAGCAGUGGUAUAGAGGGCGCAGGCGACGAUAAAAGCAGGACUAUACGCAAGAGGAAAAGUAGCACCGUGAGAGAGCCCGACACUGGCAGCGUGUGCGGUCACUCGUAGUGCAGAAGCGCUGGCGUAGGUGUCGGUGUCGGCGCAGCGCAGGCACCACGAUCAGCCACUCCAGGCCCUGCUGUUCUCGAUGCUCCUCUCAUCAUCGUCCUGUUUUGAUCUUCUACGACUCCUCCAACCCUCUACCACCGAUUCGUUCUUCUUGUCCCUGCUGCAUUCGAGUGGAGAGGUCUCUGUUUGUGUCUGCUCCUUCGAACUUCCGCCCUGCUCUUGGUCGAUCCUGGCCAUGUCCAUGUCCAUGUCCAUAUCCAUGACCAGCGUCGGCUGUCGAUGUCUCUCCUGUCCAACCCACCAUCUGCACGUCAAGUCCACUCCAGCUAGCUGCGGAUGGUCACAACAAACUACCUACGGUCUACACGACUCUCGCAGUAGUGUCGACUACUACUGCACACUCCUAGAAAACGCCUCCCACUCGUCCUGAACGGUUGGCUACAGCAGAGCGUAGACAAACGUGUCGCCCUUGCACACCCAAUGCAACGCACCCUGCCUAGGUUCUGGCCACGCAUAUAGUUUAACCGUUCGCAGUUUCCUGCACAUAAGCAAGGUGGGACGCAUGAACACGCUGUUUCCCGAGGGCGAAUCGUCACUUCAAUCCAAGUUCUUGCAGCAAUGGUCGUGUGCUCGCUCUCAUACUAGUGCAUAGGCAUCUGCUACGAGCUCUACUUCUUUCACCUUGCACGGAACUGACGCGUCAAGCUGCAAGGCUGCUUGAAGGCUAACGAAACGCUAGAGACGCGACACUGACACGC
Messenger RNA from Exophiala dermatitidis NIH/UT8656, 1671 nucleotides. RefSeq lists its product as uncharacterized. Lineage: Eukaryota; Fungi; Ascomycota; Eurotiomycetes; Chaetothyriales; Herpotrichiellaceae. The record is from RefSeq and is a predicted model, not a curated record. Bases 993 to 1343 code for a protein of 116 amino acids. The transcript has a single exon.